AUGUUCCAGCAACAACCUCUGAUCGAUGCAGCCCAUGCAGUGCUGUGCAGCUUGCUCCUGGGCAAGUCCGAAGCCGCCAAAAAUGCCUCUCAUUCCUCUCCGACUUUGAUGACGGGAAGCCCGAAUCUGCCAGGUACAGUACAACGCCACGAUGCAUUUUGCCAGUUUACUGACGCUGCGCCGGACCAGCGCAUUGAUGGCAAGCGCACUGUCUCGGUCGGGGCUUUUCCGCCGGGCGUUUUCCUACUGAAAUCGCGUGCAGCAACAGUUUGGUACCAACAAACAACCCACGCGCGAGCCAGAGGGCUUCGCUUGUUUACUCUGGACAGGCCUAAUCAACAUCUCAACGCCGCUCGCCUACGCCUCCUCGCAGAAAACUCCGGGCACAUGCGGGUGUCGGUGUGA
This is a messenger RNA of Phytophthora sojae, 405 nucleotides long. RefSeq lists its product as hypothetical. The transcript has a single exon. The record is from RefSeq and is a predicted model, not a curated record. NCBI's taxonomy places the organism in Eukaryota, Oomycota, Peronosporomycetes, Peronosporales, Peronosporaceae. Bases 1 to 405 code for a protein of 134 amino acids.